AUCACCAUCACUAUCGUCACGUUCAGGCGUAAACAAACAUGGCGGUUGUAUCAAGUGGGCUGGUCUUGGUUAUGGGGAUUAUUUUACGUUUAGGGCUUAUUUAUACACCUCUGGCGCGCCCAGUGUCUGAUAGAGUCGAAGUGUCAACACCUAUGAACUCGUGGAGGCGUGUCACAGAAGGGCUCUACCUCCAUCGCAUGCAACUGUCGCCAUACGAUGGAGAUAUUUUCCAUGAGCCUCCUUUGAGCUUAAUGGUGUAUGACUACGUCACAAAGGCCAUUGACGAGCAAUGGAUACCGCUCUUGUUUAUUGCAUGUGACUUGGUGACAGCCUUACUUCUGGCAGUUGGUGCGAAAAAGUCUGUCAUAUAUAUGGUGGAACAGGAGGCACAGGUCAAGAAAGCAAAGAGUGCUAUGAACAUUACGCUCACCAUGAAGUCAGCAGAUGCAGUCCCAAAACUUGUGUUGGGAGUGUAUCUGUUGUCUCCGUACAGCCUGCUAAAUUGCAUUGGCAUGGCAACAACACUGUUUUCCAACCUGCUUGUGGCUUUAUUUUUUGCCAGUUUUGUUCAUGGCUGGUGGCUUAUUGCGUCGGUUGUACUUGCUGUUGAAACAUACAAGUCAUUUUAUCCAGUCAUGCUUUUGCUCCCUGCCCUCCUUUACAUGCAUGAGGUGAAAAGAAGUUCUAGUCAUCAGAGAACUAGCCUUGUAAUAUCAGCUGCUGUUGUCACCUUCUUGGUCACCCUGAGUGGCCUCCUGUAUGGAUCAUACCUGGUUACCAGCUCCUGGCAGUUCCUCCGGUCUACCUAUGGGUGCAUAUGUGCUGUACCAGACCUGACACCUAACAUUGGUGUGUUUUGGUACUUCUUUACUGAAGUUUUUGAACAUUUUCGGGUAUUCUUUCUCUGGAUCUUCCAACUGAAUGCCUUCGUCUAUAUGGUUCCACUGGGCAUUCGUUUAAGGAAAGAACCACUACUCUUGUUCUUCCUGGUGGUUGCAUUGACUGCAGUUUUCAAGUCCUACCCUAGUAUUGGUGAUGUUGCCCUCUACACAUCUCUGCUGCCCAUCUGGAGACAUGUCUUUCCAUAUAUGAAGCAGUAUUUUCUGGUUGGCUGCAUAUUUGUAUCGUGCUCAGCACUUGCACCACUUCUCUGGCACUUGUGGAUUUUUUCGAGUAGUGCUAAUGCCAACUUUUACUUUGGCAUCACACUAGCUUUCAACACAGGCCAGAUUUUUCUCAUCACAGACUUGCUGUUUGCUCAUGUCAAGAGGAAAUUCUAUCUUGAACAUGGAGACCCCAAGGAACUAGAAGAAAAGGACAUGAAGUUAGAGCUACGCUAGUAGCAGUGGACUCUAGAUCACUUUUUAACUUCACAUGUCAGUGGACAGUUGCGCAUUCAUCACCUUGUGUUUGUUUCAUUCAAUGAUGGCAUUGUAUGAUAUAACAUUAGUAUGUGUGAUGUCUUGUUCGUAUGUUAGAUGCAUCAAAGUGGCUUACUCAAUGUAUGCAUGAGUACUUCAUGAAAUAGUCACACAAGGAGUCAUCUCUACAGCAAGUCUUAAUGCUUACUGCAUGAUUACUUCAAUUUGUAUUAAUUUUUUUUUACAUUACACUCUAUGGUCACCUGUUCUUGUUCAUUACAAGGGCAAUAAUUGACAGUAAGCAUUACAAUGCUACAUAGUGUGUAUACACACUGAAACCUGAUCUCUUUUUCUUUGUUCAGUAAGCUAGUAUUAAAUUGGUGCUUUUUUUUUCAGGAUGUGGCAUGCUUGUUAGUGUUAUUUGUAUGCUGUGAGUUUGCCUAAAUUUCUUUUUGGUAAUUUGGCUGGUUCAGCCAUCAGCGAAGUAAUGGGUCAUAAAUCAAGGGUUGUAACCGAGUGCACAGGACACUUUAAGGCGCCCUGUAGUAGCUUUUCUUCAAACCUGAAACACACUGGAGUAAGUGUGAUGCCUUUCUAUUAAUAUAUUACCAUGGGAAUUUAUGAAAAGGAGCUAAUAUUGCCAUCUCACUAUUCGUGCACAAGUGCGCCCUGGCACCGACAAAGAUGACGACCGGAAUGCUUGAGAUUCCGGAGGCAUCAAGAGAAGAAGACGACGUUCUUGUUGUUGGCGCCUCUCUGGUAUCUUCUCCCGAGUACGUCGCGGUGCAGCUGCUUCUAUAAUAAAGCCCCAGAGCUUUGUGUAUCGCGACAAUAUAAUAAUGCAGAUAUAAAGAGUGCAAUGUUUACUUUUCCCAUUCCUUUAACACAUAUCCUUUCGGCUGAAGCAGGGGCCGUAUUCUGUAACGCUUCGGUUUUCGAAGGAUUCGGUUUGGCGGUGGCGUCACAUUGGGGCGGUCCGUUGACGUAAUGAAAACAAGUGAAAGGACAGAGACCAAUCGGCGCGAAGGUUUCUUUUUGUGGCAGUGAAUGUCACAAACCGAGUAAUAAUAUAGCAAUUUACGAGCGCUUCUUGGUAAAUAAAAAUAAUUUGUUCAUGGUAUUGAUGAGGUUUACGUUUUUCAUCAUGAAACGCGUGUGAGUUGUACUGGCGGUGAGUGACUUAACGAAUUUUGUUUACUUCGGUUGACCCAUUUAUGCCGCUAGGUGGGACGUUGUACGCCAACUUCGCGUUGCGGCCAAAAUACACACUCAAGUUCCUCGCACAGUCGGAGCGCUGUCUCUUUUGAGAAUCUUAAUUGUCGCCUGAAUCCCUCAUCUGUCAUCUCAAAGGCGUCUUGUCGACGUCGAGGUUGUCGCUGUCUAUCACGGAGGCUCGCUAAAAGCACGAUAACAGGCGCCACAGGCACCGCACACGCCGUCAUUUUGCUCCGAGUGCCGCGAUCUCGCCCGUGCACACGGCACGCACAGGCUCUGCACACGGCACACCGCGCUUCGGAUCAGACCGAAGCAGCGCGCGCGGCUUCGCUCCGUAGCAGACGACA
Messenger RNA from Dermacentor silvarum, 2923 nucleotides. RefSeq names its product phosphatidylinositol glycan anchor biosynthesis class U protein-like (gene PIG-U). Gene Ontology annotation, biological process: attachment of GPI anchor to protein; protein localization to cell surface. The record is from RefSeq and is a predicted model, not a curated record. The transcript has 12 exons. The coding region runs from base 39 to 1340 and encodes 433 amino acids. Lineage: Eukaryota; Metazoa; Arthropoda; Arachnida; Ixodida; Ixodidae. Gene Ontology annotation, cellular component: GPI-anchor transamidase complex; membrane.